UUAGAUGACGUCAUCAAUCAAAUCUGAUGCUCCACAAUUUCUGCUCGAUUUGGAUAACUGUUCUUCACUUCCUCCAACACCGCCGAAAACCGCAUCUCCAGGUAAUUCAAAAAUGAAGGGCUUCAACAUCUCGGACUUGUGCCUCGACUUGGACAGCUCAACUUCCAGCUCUUGCUCCGUUUCACCAGCUUCUUCCUUCCACACCCGCUCUGAAUCAGUCGGUCAACAACAGUCUGGUAGAAAUUCACCAGUCUCAAGCUCCACCGAAUCACCAACCAAAAGACCAAAAUACUCGUACAAUGCAUUGAUCGCCAUGGCUAUUCAGAGCAGUCCAUUCAAAAGUUUGAGAGUCUCCGAGAUCUACAAAUAUAUUUCUUCCAACUUCUCCUACUACAAAAACCAGAAGCCACUUCAAUGGCAAAACUCGGUUCGCCACAACUUGUCUUUGCAUAAAGAGUUCCGAAAGGUUCGAACUUUGGAUGGAAAAGGCAGCUACUGGGCAAUGACUGCGGAUUUAGGAACUGAUGUUUAUAUCAGCAACAACUGCGGAAAGCUUCGUCGCCAAAAAAGCAAAGUGGCCAAGUUUCCACCAAUGCAACAACAUUUUCCAAUCCCUCAGCUUCCAACCCAAAACAUUCACCAACUUUGUAUGCAAAAUCCUCAAAUUCUUGCUACAUUGCUUCAAAAUAUGUAUCUUCAAAAUAUGCAAAACCUCCAGAAUAUCCCCAUGGUUCCUGGCUUUCCAAUAAUUCCAGUUCCCAUUAAUCCUACCUCCUUUCAUUUUCCUAAAAGUUCUUGAUAGAAUAGCCUUCUGAGUUUUUUGUUAAAUUGAUUGAAAUUAACUGUUGUCCAAAAUCAGUUUUUUUGUUUUUUCCCCGAUUUGUGUUUAAAUUAUUUGAUUUUGUUGGAUUUUGAUAAAUAUUUAGAAAACUAGAUUC
Caenorhabditis elegans is the source of this 938-nucleotide messenger RNA. It is a transcript of the gene pes-1, whose product is annotated as Forkhead box protein pes-1. NCBI's taxonomy places the organism in Eukaryota, Metazoa, Nematoda, Chromadorea, Rhabditida, Rhabditidae. The transcript has 5 exons. The coding region runs from base 5 to 799 and encodes 264 amino acids. Gene Ontology annotation, biological process: regulation of DNA-templated transcription. Gene Ontology annotation, cellular component: cytoplasm; nucleus. Gene Ontology annotation, molecular function: sequence-specific DNA binding; DNA-binding transcription factor activity. The record is from RefSeq and is marked reviewed.